Messenger RNA from Lycium ferocissimum, 2309 nucleotides. RefSeq names its product cytochrome P450 86A22. NCBI's taxonomy places the organism in Eukaryota, Viridiplantae, Streptophyta, Magnoliopsida, Solanales, Solanaceae. The record is from RefSeq and is a predicted model, not a curated record. The transcript is spliced from 2 exons. Bases 285 to 1940 code for a protein of 551 amino acids. Gene Ontology annotation, molecular function: oxidoreductase activity, acting on paired donors, with incorporation or reduction of molecular oxygen; monooxygenase activity; iron ion binding.
GUUGAGUUAAUUUUCUUCAACAAGAGUCCGGCCCCUUCAUUAAUUACAUCCUCUUCCCCCUAACUUCUUCUUCUAUAAAAAUCACUUUAUUUUCUUUCUUACUCUAUCAUUCAUAAGUCCUCUUCUUUCUUCUUUUCUCUCCCUCCACACUUUUUUCUUCACAUUUUUUCUGCUUUAUUUAAUUUCCUCUAAAAAGUUAUUUUUACUGAUCUUGUUGAAGAAGCUUCAGUGUUAGGAUCUCUCAAGCUAGACAGCCAUUCUUGCAAGGAGUUGGUGUGAGUGAAAUGGACUUAUCAACAGGCAUGAUGAUUGUUGCAAUUGUAGCAGCCUACUUACUGUGGUUCAAAUCCAUUACAAAAUCCAUGAAAGGCCCAAAAAUAUGGCCCAUAUUGGGAAGUUUACCGGGCCUGCUUGAGAAUGGAAACCGUAUGCAUGAAUGGAUCGCAGAAAAUCUUCGGGCCUGCACCGGUACAUACCAAACUUGCAUAUGUGCAAUUCCAUUUUUAGCCCGGAAACAAGGUCUCGUGACAGUCACGUGCGAUCCAAAGAAUUUAGAGCAUAUUUUGAAGGUUAGAUUUGACAAUUACCCCAAGGGUCCUACUUGGCAAGCUGUGUUUCAUGAUUUGCUAGGUGAGGGUAUCUUCAAUUCAGAUGGUGACACGUGGCUAUUCCAGCGCAAGACUGCUGCGCUGGAAUUUACCACAAGGACCCUGAGGCAAGCCAUGGCUCGAUGGGUCAACCGAGCCAUCAAGAACCGGUUCUGCCCGAUUCUUGAAACUGCUCAGCUUCAGGGCAAGCCGAUUGAACUUCAAGAUCUUCUCCUCCGGCUCACUUUUGAUAACAUUUGUGGUUUGACUUUUGGGAAAGAUCCUGAGACGCUCUCUCCAGGAUUACCUAACAACAUUUUUGCCACGUCAUUUGAUCGAGCCACUGAAGCCACGUUGCAUCGGUUCAUUAUACCCGAGUUCAUUUGGAAGUUGAAGAAAAUGCUUGGACUUGGAAUGGAGGUGAGCUUGAGCCGUAGCUUGAAACAACUGGACAAUUACAUGACCGACGUCAUCAAUACACGUAAGCUAGAGCUGGUGAAUCAUCAGAAUGGUGGGUCCCAACACGACGACUUGCUCUCAAGGUUCAUGAAGAAAAAGGAAUCCUACUCCGACAAAUUCCUCCAACACGUGGCGCUCAAUUUCAUCCUAGCUGGACGUGACACAUCAUCCGUCGCACUGAGCUGGUUCUUCUGGCUUGUCAGCUUGAACCCGAGGGUGGAGGAGAAAAUACUCGUUGAGCUCUGCACUGUCCUAGCAGAGACACGUGGCAGUGACACGUCAAAGUGGGUAGAAGAGCCCCUAGUGUUUGAAGAAGUUGACCAAUUGACAUACCUCAAGGCAGCAUUAUCUGAGACCCUAAGACUUUAUCCAUCAGUGCCAGAGGACUCAAAACAUGUCAUUUGUGAUGAUUAUUUGCCUGAUGGCACAUUUGUACCUGCAGGUUCAAAUAUCACAUAUUCCAUAUAUUCCACCGGUCGAAUGAAAUUCAUUUGGGGCGAGGAUUGUUUAGAAUUCAAGCCAGAAAGGUGGAUGUCACAAGACGGUAACAAGUUCCAAGUUCAAGAUGCGUUCAGAUUUGUUGCAUUCAAUGCAGGACCAAGAAUUUGUCUUGGCAAAGACUUGGCAUAUUUGCAAAUGAAAUCAAUAGCAGCAGCAGUAUUGCUUCGCCACCGGCUCGAGGUGGCGCCGGGCCACAAGGUGGAGCAAAAAAUGUCACUGACAUUAUUCAUGAAGUAUGGCCUAGUUAUGAAUGUGACCCCUAGGGACUUGACUCCAAUUUUGGCCAAAAUUGGGAACGUUGGCAAAAUUGACCAGCCAUGUGCUGGAGAGCAUAUGAUCAAUAAUGGUAUUCAUCAACCAGGAAGCAUUGCAGUAAAUGGGAUUGCAGCUUGAAGAUUUAUGAAUCUUGCAGUGAAAUUAAAUUGUUUAUGAUACACUAGUAACAGUUAUAUACAGUAACAGUUAUUUUCAUGACCAGUUGAUCAUAUGAAAUGUGGGCUGGGCUGAAAUUAAGAUCAAAUUUUAGUGCCUAUUCCUCACUGAAUCACCAAUAAAGUCUUAUCAGGUUUUUAUUUCCACAGUAUAUUUUACGUAUAUCUUUUUGCCAAAGUUGGAUGUUACAGCUUAACCUUCUUCUUUUUUUGUUUGUUGCUUUAUCACCCUUUCAUUUUCUUUGUCAAUACAUUAUAUACGGUUAUAUAUAGAUAUUGUACGUCAGUUUUGUGAAAUAAAAUAUAGAUGUGAUUUUAAGAUUUUGUACAA